Molecule: messenger RNA, 757 nt
Organism: Mucor mucedo
Lineage: Eukaryota; Fungi; Mucoromycota; Mucoromycetes; Mucorales; Mucoraceae
Product: ankyrin repeat-containing domain protein
Exons: 5
Coding region: 14-739 (241 amino acids)
Molecular function (GO): protein binding; fatty-acyl-CoA binding
Source: RefSeq, a predicted model, not a curated record
CUUUUUUGUCAUCAUGGAUGAGAUUUGUCAAGACGAUCAAUGGUUUGAACAAGCCUUUACGUACAUGAAUAAACAUGACAUUCCUUUACCAAACGACAAGAAAUUACAUUUUUAUGGACUUUUUAAACAAGCUACGAUUGGCGAUGUGAAUAUUGAAAAGCCCGGGCUAUUUGAGUUUGUACUUCGAGCAAAAUACGAUGCUUGGAAUUCUUUUAAGGGACUAGGAUUCAGAGAUGCCAGAAAUUUGUAUAUUGAAGCUGUGGAAGCACUGAAUGCAGGUUGGUCACGUCAAGGUGAAUACGAGUACAUCCCCUCCCCUGAAGAACUUAAGAAGGGUGAUGGUUUAAGCAACAAUGCUGUGAGUACAAUGGCGGUAGAGGAAACAAUAGUAUCAGACGAUAUAUUUGGAUACACUCGAGAAAACAACCUCGAGAAAUUGAUAUCAGCGGUUGAAGAGAAGGUAGAUGUAAACAGCAAAGAUGAAGAUGGAUACACUGCGCUUCAUUUAGCGGCAGAUCGAGGUUAUUUGGAUAUUGUGACCUUUUUGAUUGAUUCAGGAGCAGAUUUAAACAUUAGAACAAAUGAUGACGAAUCAGCGCUUCAUUUAGCAUGCAUAUCAGAACAAUUAGAAGUUGCCAAGUUAUUGAUCAGCAGAGGUAUUGAUACAACAUUAGUUGAUGCAGAAGGAUUAACAGCGUUCGAACAAGCGGAUGAUACAUUUGUAAAGGGACUUAAAUAAACUUAAAAUCUACAAUUA